This is a messenger RNA of Sipha flava (yellow sugarcane aphid), 1924 nucleotides long. It is a transcript of the gene CCT2, whose product is annotated as T-complex protein 1 subunit beta. The record is from RefSeq and is a predicted model, not a curated record. NCBI's taxonomy places the organism in Eukaryota, Metazoa, Arthropoda, Insecta, Hemiptera, Aphididae. Gene Ontology annotation, biological process: protein folding. Gene Ontology annotation, cellular component: cytosol; chaperonin-containing T-complex. The transcript is spliced from 6 exons. Bases 183 to 1793 code for a protein of 536 amino acids. Gene Ontology annotation, molecular function: ATP-dependent protein folding chaperone; ATP binding; ATP hydrolysis activity.
CGUAAACCAUACUUGCUCGUCUACACCGCGAUACCUCGUUGUUGUGAAACUAACGUGCUGUGCUGAAAUCCCUGUUCGUCGAUAAACCGUGUGGCCGUCCCAUUGUUCGCGUUCCGUUCCAAACAUUAUCAGCUGUCCAACGCGCACCCGACGUUCUUAAUAUUAUCCCGUAGAACACUGAAAUGGUUUCUUUAAAUCCGGUACGUAUCUUGAAACAUCAAGCCGAAGAAGACAAAGGUGAAAAUGCUCGUUUGUCCAGUUUCAUCGGAGCUAUUGCUAUCGGCGACUUGGUCAAAAGCACGUUGGGCCCGAAAGGCAUGGACAAGAUUCUCAUAUCGCCUGGUCGUGGUGGAAUGGAAGCCAAAGUAGAAGUUACCAAUGAUGGUGCAACAAUCUUGAAAAAUAUUGGAGUCGACAAUCCGGCCGCCAAGAUAUUGGUUGAUAUGUCCAAAGUCCAGGAUGGCGAAGUCGGUGAUGGUACCACUUCGGUUACUGUUCUAGCUGCUGAAUUAUUGCGUGAAGCUGAAAAAUUGGUUGAUCAAAAAAUUCACCCUCAAGUAAUUGUAUCUGGAUGGAGAAAAGCAACAGCAAUUGCACAUGAAGCUUUAAAAGCCGCUUCAUUGAAUCAUAGUUCGAAUGAUGCUAAAUUCCGAGAAGAUUUAAUGAAUAUUGCUCGUACUACUUUGAGCUCAAAAAUUUUAUCCCAGCAUAAGGAACAUUUUGCUAAAUUAUCUGUUGAUGCUAUUUUACGUCUAAAAGGUUCUGGAAAUUUAUCAGCUAUACAAAUUAUUAAGCUUAAAGGUGGAUGUUUAGAAGAUUCAUUUUUGGAUGAAGGUUUUCUUCUUGACAAAAAGGUUGGACAACAUCAGCCAAAGCGUAUUGAAAAUGCUCGUAUACUUAUUGCCAACACUCCUAUGGAUACUGAUAAAAUUAAAGUAUUUGGAUCUCGUAUUAAAGUUGAUUCUAUGGCAAAAGUUGCAGAACUUGAAUUGGCAGAGAAAGAAAAGAUGAAGGACAAAGUUGGAAAAAUACUUGCUCAUGAAUGCAAUGUUUUCAUUAACAGACAAUUGAUUUACAAUUAUCCCGAACAACUUUUUGGUGAUGCUGGUAUUAUGGCUAUUGAACAUGCCGAUUUUGAUGGUAUUGAGCGUUUAGCUCUUGUUACCGGUGGUGAGAUUUUGUCAACAUUUGAUUCUCCAGCUACAGCCAAGUUGGGAACAUGCAAGCUCAUUGAAGAAACAAUGAUUGGAGAAAGUACAUUACUACGUUUUUCUGGUGUAGCACUUGGUGAAGCAUGUAGUAUUGUUAUACGUGGAGCCACUGAACAAAUUAUUGAUGAAGCAGAUCGUUCUAUACAUGACGCUCUGUGUGUAUUAUCGUCUACUGUUAGGGAGCCAACCAUUGUUUAUGGUGGUGGUUGCAGUGAAAUGCUAAUGGCCAAUGCUGUCAGUGUUGUAGCUGCUAAAACAGCUGGAAAAGAAGCAGUGGCUAUGGAGGCAUUCGCUCGGGCCUUACAGGCUCUACCCACCACUAUUGCUGAUAAUGCUGGUUUGGACUCUGCCCAACUCAUCAGUGAAUUAAAAGCUGCUCAUGCUCUUAAUAAGACCACCAUGGGUCUAGAUAUGGAUAAAGGUGCUUUAGGAUGUAUGCAAGAAAUUGGAAUCACUGAAUCGUUUGUUGUCAAAAGACAAGUACUCGUUUCCGCUGCUGAAGCUGCUGAAAUGAUAUUGCGCGUUGAUUGUAUUAUUAAGGCUGCACCAAGACAACGAGUUGAAGAUCGUGGUCACUGUUAAUUUAUAAUAAUACUAAUUUUCACUAAAAACAUCCUAAUAACAAACUAACUCCAAAAAAUAUAAGGUUGUUUUAAUUCACGUAUUUUUUAUAUACAUUUUUUUUUUUUAAAAUAUAAAAAUAUGAAAUACUA